Molecule: messenger RNA, 816 nt
Organism: Moneuplotes crassus
Lineage: Eukaryota; Ciliophora; Spirotrichea; Euplotida; Euplotidae
Source: the annotation of a GenBank genome assembly
AUUUAAUAAUAAUAAAUGGAAAAACAUUCCCUACCUGUAGAGGAAAAGAAAGCCGAAAUAGCAAGUCUAGAGGAGUCCAUACUAUCAAAGAGUAAAGAACUAAAUUAUAAGAGAUGCUGCAAUGCUUAUUACAAUAUUUUUGCUGCUGAAAUCGGAGUUGAACAGCUGGGAUCAUGCACUCAGAAGAAGUUUUUUAAAUUUUUAUUCGAAAAUAAGAGGUUUAUAAAAUUAGCACAAAAGCUAGGACCUUCAAAGUUCUUUAAUUUGAAUUCUCUCAUGAUUCGUUGUGUUCAAGAGAAAAAUAGAGAAAUUAUUAAUUUCAUAGAUUUCUUGUUCCCGAAUAAAGUUAAUACUCUUUGGGUUUACUCUUCGCUCCAAGUGAAGCGAAGUACUCCCAGAUAUAUAAAUUCAAUUAUUAGAUUAAGUUCGAGAGUGACCCAAAGUGUAAUUUUGGAUCGUUUUUGAUUGAACUCUAACCAAUUUAAGAGACUGAUUACAUCUUUCAGGCAUGUGAAAGGAUUGGCUUUUAACUUUAAAACAAUAUCUAUUCAAAAAGUUCCUAACUUCUCGAGAGCACUUAAAAACUCCAAGAUUCAGGAAUUAACUUUAUGGAGAUCAGGAAUAGCCUUAGCUGGUAACUGAGAUGAAAAUAUCGGAGGGAUGAUAAACUUGAUAAAAGGUCUGGCAAGUUGUUCAGAUUUAAAAUCAAGCCUCAAAAAGAUAACUAUCAGAUGUCAUGAAAGAGAUAAAAAUGAAGUGAUAAAUAUUUUUAAGGGAAAUCAAUUUGAAAGACUUCAGAUAAUUUUUGGAUCAUAA